Molecule: messenger RNA, 4550 nt
Organism: Vicugna pacos (alpaca)
Lineage: Eukaryota; Metazoa; Chordata; Mammalia; Artiodactyla; Camelidae
Source: RefSeq, a predicted model, not a curated record
UUUCUUUGCCCGCCUCUCCGCACUGACGCUGCCCGGGCGGGAGACGAGCCGGAGCUGGAGCCGGAGCCGGAGCCGCAGAGACGUGGAAACAUGGAGGCCUGAGCUGGCGUGCGCCACCCCCGCUGCGGCGGCGACCAGGGCUCGUCCUGUCCCCUCUGCCACCCGCUCGCCCGUCCGUGAGCAGGAAGCGGAUCUCCCCGCCUGCUGAGACAGGUUGUCUUGUGGAAAUGAAGGUUUAAGGACAAGUUAUCUACCAGAUUAGAAGAUGGGAUCGAACAGCAGCAGAAUUGGUGAUCUUCCUAAAAAUGAAUACUUAAAAAAGUUAUCAGGCACAGAAUCUGUCUCUGAGAAUGACCCGUUCUGGAAUCAGCUUCUCUCUUUUUCUUUCCCUACGCCAACUAGCAGUACCGAGUUGAAGCUCUUGGAGGAGGCCACCAUUUCAGUCUGCAGGUCUUUAGUUGAAAAUAAUCCUCGAACAGGAAACCUUGGUGCACUAAUUAAGGUCUUCCUUUCUAGAACCAAAGAACUGAAAGUUUCAGCAGAAUGUCAGAACCACAUCUUCAUUUGGCAGACACACAACGCUUUGUUUAUUAUUUGCUGUUUGCUGAAAGUGUUCAUUUGUGAGAUGUCAGAGGAAGAGCUACAGCUUCAUUUCACUUAUGAAGAAAAAUCUCCUGGCAGUUACAGUUCUGACUCAGAAGAUCUUUUGGAAGAAUUGCUCUGCUGUUUGAUGCAGUUAAUCACUGAUACUCCACUCCUUGAUAUUACAUAUGAAAUAUCAGUUGAAGCUGUGUCAACAAUGGUGGUUUUCCUUUCCUGCCAGCUCUUCCACAAGGAAGUUUUGCGGCAGAGCAUCAGUCACAAGUAUUUGAUGCAAGGUCGAUGUCUUCCGUACACCAGCAAGCUUGUGAAAACCUUACUGUACAACUUCAUCAGACAAGAAAAGCCGCCGCCUCCAGGAUCGCACGUUUUCCCUCAGCAGUCGGAUGGGGGAGGCCUGCUGUAUGGACUUGCAUCGGGAGUAGCAACUGGACUCUGGACUGUCUUCACACUGGGUGGCGUGGGCAACAAAGCGGCUGCCGCUCCAGAACUUUCUUCCCCGCUGGCCAAUCAGAGUCUCCUGCUUCUGCUGGUGCUGGCCAACCUGACCGAUGCUGCAGACGCCCCAAACCCCUACAGGCAGGCCAUCAUGUCCUUUAAGAAUACGCAAGAUACCAGUCCUUUCCCCUCAUCAAUUCCACAUGCUUUCCAGAUUAACUUUAACAGUUUGUACAUGGCCCUGUGUGAACAACAGACAUCUGAUCAAGCAACUCUCCUUUUAUAUACAUUGCUCCAUCAGAAUAGUAAUAUUAGAACAUACGUGUUGGCUCGCACAGAUAUGGAAAAUCUUGUUUUACCAAUUCUUGAGAUUCUGUAUCAUGUGGAAGAAAGAAAUUCACACUUACAGAUAUUAAAAAAUAUUACUUGGUAUUCAGAACGGGUUUUAACUGAAAUUUCACUGGGGAGCCUCCUGAUACUGGUUGUAAUAAGAACCAUUCAGUACAACAUGACCAGGACAAGAGACAAGUACCUGCACACAAAUUGUUUGGCAGCCUUAGCAAAUAUGUCGGCGCAGUUUCGUUCUCUCCAUCAGUACGCCGCCCAGAGGAUCAUCAGUUAUACCUGCCGCCACUUGCGGAGAUAUGUUUAUGUGUUGGACAAACUGUAUUUCCCCCACUCUCACUGUUCUACGCUUCAACAUUGCUUCUCGACCCUCAGUGACAAUGGAGAGGAACUCUUGUCUUUAACUUGCUCUCACAUUCUCAGAUCCUAUGCUUCCAGUUUGUUUUCCUUGCUGUCUAAAAAACACAACAAAGUUCUGGAACAAGCCACACAGUCCUUGAGAGGUUCGCUGAGUUCCAGUGAUGUUCCUCUACCAGAUUAUGCGCAGGACCUAAACGUCAUUGAAGAAGUGAUUCGAAUGAUGUUAGAAAUCAUCAACUCCUGCCUGACAAAUUCACUUCAUCACAACCCAAAUUUGGUGUAUGCACUUCUUUACAAACGAGAUCUCUUUGAGCAAUUUCGAACUCAUCCUUCCUUUCAGGAUAUAAUGCAAAAUAUUGAUCUGGUGAUCACCUUCUUCAGCUCAAGGUUGCUGCAAGCUGGAGCUGAGCUGUCAGUGGAGCGGGUCCUGGAAAUCAUCAAGCAAGGGGUCGUCGCGCUGCCCAAAGACAGGCUGAAGAAAUUUCCAGAACUGAAAUUCAAAUAUGUGGAAGAGGAGCAGCCUGAGGAGUUUUUUAUCCCCUAUGUCUGGUCCCUGGUGUACAACUCAGCCGUGGGCCUGUACUGGAACCCGCAGGACAUCCAGCUGUUCACGAUGGAUUCCGACUGAGGGCUGGACGCCAUCUCCCGCCCUCACCCCCUCCAGCCAAGCAGCCUUCCUAGUUAUUUGCUUUCUGGGAAACAGAGGUAGACAGAUUCCCUGGUGCAUCUUCUAUUAAAGAAGAUCACACAGGCAUGUUUCCCUUGCACAGUUGGGUUUGGAAAAUUGGUGCCAGUUGGCAAUAGAUCACUUAGUUUAGAUGAUAGUGCAAAAUGGGGGAGGGGGGUACACAACAAUAAUAAAUGUAAAAACCUGCUCUUUCACAUGCAAUUUUAUUUCUGAACCAAAAAUCUAGAGCUUUUCCAGGAACCUGAUGCCUUAGGCAUAUAACACUUGACCAGUACAUUCUUUCUUUCUUUUUUUUUUUUUUUUGUACAUUCAAGAUUUCUGUUUUGGUCUAGUGUAUGUGUGUGUGUGCGUGUUUCUUUCAACACUGAGAAAUAUCAGUCUGAAAAGAUGACAGGACAGGAGUUAGUAAGGAAAUGAAGUCGUGUGUGUGUGAUUGCCUUUCAGAGGGCCUGUGAUAUAAGGCCGGGCGGUUAGAUAUAAGCCUUUAGAUCCUCUGCAUCUUCCCCUCAAAGAAAGAAAUGGUUCCUUCUCAUGAAGCCCAGAUUAACUUUUCUGUGGAUUUGGCCUCUGAGCUGUAGCUGAAUUAAAUUGGAGUCUAGCACAAAUUAAGUUAAUCCACUCUGUAUUAAUCAUUGGGAAAAGAAAAGCUUCAUUUUGAAAGCAGUCUUUUUUCUUCAACCAGACUAAUAGGAGAAAAAGGAGACCAAUUUGAUUAAUACAGUAUUCCACAUGAGAUGAAAAACAUGUUUUUCCCUUCGUUUCUGACUUUGUUUAAACUCUUUGGGGCCUUUGGGAUCCACAGUUUGGUCCCUGAGCUGGAGGGAGGGGCUUCUCUGAGGGAAACGGCCGCCUGGGUCACCCUGAGCAGAGCAGUGAGCACCGAGGGCAGAGGCGGAUGGGCCUUUCCGGUCAGGCACUGGGUCCACGGCCUCUUCAUGGCCUAGUUUCAUUCUCAAAGACACAAAAACUCUCUGCUUUUCUGCAUAGAAAGCACAUGGUCCCAGACAAGGCUGAGCACCUGUUUCAACCUGCUGCUGUCAAAUCUAUAUCAAGAGCCAGCUUCUCCCUUGUCCCCAUGUCCCUGGGCUGGAGCCUGAGUCAUUUUGGUCCAUCAUUGUCUUCUCAGGGCGGAAGAGGCACCAUCUUCUCUCACACUGAGCUCUGGAGAAGGCUACAAACACUCCCACGGGUCAGUACACAUCUGUGUGGUUUCCACCCAUGGAUAGCCUGGCUGCUCUGUCCUUCCAGCAGCUUUUGAGGUCGGCCAGGAGAUUUCAUUAUCGUCAGGACAGGGACUGAGACCAAAGCUCCCUGAGGUUGGCUGACUUACAAAGGGCCAUCUCUAGUGGGUGGACCCAGGAGGCACAUGCAGCCUGCCUGCCGCCACCUCAGGCCUUCGUUCCAUUCAGGCCUCUGACGUGUCUACACAAACCGCUGCCUCAGACCAGCAGAUGAGGCAUGUGAACGGCUUCUGUUAGUCUGGCUUGGAGGAGAGGCAGUUUGAAGGUGGAAGGAGCAGUCCUCUCAGUCAGAGGGGGGAAAUGAUGUGCUUACCGUUUCAGGUGGCAAUCAUUUUUAUUUCUUAUGUGGGGAAAUGACAGUAGCUUUAAUUUGUUUCCAAAGUAUUUUGAUUUGCUUCCUUUCCUUUAAAUCAAAACAAAAUUUUUAAAGGGUCACAUGGAGCAGCCAAGCCUCUGGUAAGGACCACGGGGCUAUCUUAGGAGACUGAGGGCCGGGCAGGGCUGCGGGACAAUCACUGGGCUGCAGGACUGUCAGAUCCUGUGACCAGGGGAGAGACAGUCCCCCAGAACUCAGUCAUAGAGGGCAAACCACCAAGUAAGCCCAGAUUAAGGGCCUCCCACAGUCUCUUCUCCAGGCCACCAGGCCCAUUCUCCAGUGGUCUCUUCCUCCACGUCCCGCCCCUUUAUUUAACCACUCAGCAGACGUGCUCGCUGGUCUAACAGCUCGGCUGGGGCUCCAGCCUCAGAGGCAGCGUGUGAGUCCACACUUCCAGACACCGCUGCAUCACUGCCUCGGCUCUGCAAGUCCUCCAGGAGUCUCUUCUUUAUUUUUGUGAAAGAUUCAUUACCUGACAAUAAAUUUAAAUGAUAAACUUGAA